This is a messenger RNA of Mycetomoellerius zeteki, 5765 nucleotides long. It is a transcript of the gene Top2, whose product is annotated as topoisomerase 2. The record is from RefSeq and is a predicted model, not a curated record. The transcript has 23 exons. Gene Ontology annotation, biological process: DNA topological change; resolution of meiotic recombination intermediates; sister chromatid segregation. Lineage: Eukaryota; Metazoa; Arthropoda; Insecta; Hymenoptera; Formicidae. Bases 348 to 4862 code for a protein of 1504 amino acids. Gene Ontology annotation, molecular function: DNA binding; ATP binding; DNA topoisomerase type II (double strand cut, ATP-hydrolyzing) activity. Gene Ontology annotation, cellular component: nucleus.
AAGUCGAGUAGCGCGAAGUGAGCAGCGGAACGCGGACGACGCGGUAAUAAGUAAUAAAGUGUGUAAAUGUGAAAGUGUUGAUUGCGAUUUACGUUUGUGAUGUACAUUGACGGAUAUCUUGUUCCGCGUAUGUAAUUGAUUGUCGGCGCAAGUGAAACAAUCGGUUUGACAACGCGUCCAGCGAGACAGCCGCCCCGCGUGCCUGUGAUAUGCCAAUUAUUAGCGCUUGCGGACCCGCGAAUGGAGGUCCUGCGGUUCUAGAGACAACCGACGCCAAGCAGCGAGCAACGACGUUCUCGACGCCGAGGCGCAAUUACUAAAGAUAUCUAAAAGUACAUCAUACCAAAAUGAGUACAGCUGUGGCAAAUGGAGCUGGCAACAGUAAGUCGGUUGCCAAACAAAAAACCAUUGAAGGCAUCUAUCAAAAGAAGUCGCAGUUGGAACAUAUCCUGCUGCGUCCAGAUACCUACAUUGGAUCUGUGGAGCCAGUAACAGAAAUGAUGUGGAUCUUUGACAAGGAGAAAGAAAUGAUGGUGCAGAAGGAUAUAAAAUAUGUUCCUGGAUUGUAUAAAAUUUUUGAUGAAAUCCUGGUAAAUGCUGCCGACAACAAACAACGCGAUCAUAAGAUGGAUAUGAUCAAGAUUGAUAUCGACUCGGAGAACAACACCAUUUCUGUAUGGAACAAUGGCAAAGGCAUUCCAGUAAUACACAAGGAAGAGAAUAUGUAUGUCCCUACCAUGAUAUUUGGUCAUCUUCUGACAUCGUCAAAUUAUGAUGACGAAGAGGAGAAAGUGACCGGUGGUAGAAACGGUUAUGGUGCCAAGUUGUGUAAUAUUUUUAGUCAUCGUUUUACUGUUGAGACCGCGACAAAGGAAUACAAGAAAUGCUUAAAACAAACAUGGGGUGAUAAUAUGGAAAAAGCUAGCGAACCUAGAAUUAAAGAAUAUUUCGGAGAAGAUUUCACGAAAGUUACAUUUUCGCCAGAUUUGUCAAAGUUUAAAAUGCAAUCUCUCGAUGACGAUAUUGUAUCUUUAAUGUCUCGAAGAGCAUAUGAUGUAGCUGCCUCUACGAAGGGCGUUAAGGUUUUUCUGAAUGGAACUCGUGUACCAGUAAAGAAUUUUAAGGAUUAUGUCGAUUUUUAUAUCAAAGGAAAAGAAGACGAUAUUGGUAACCCAUUGAAAAUUGUGUAUGAGGCUUGUGGUCCACGUUGGGAAGUGGCUCUCACUUUAUCUGAUAAAGGAUAUCAGCAAAUGUCAUUUGUAAAUAGUAUCGCAACAACAAAGGGUGGCAGGCACGUCGAUCACGUGACGGAGUUAAUAGUCAAACAAUUGAUUGAAACGUUAAAGAAGAAGAAUAAAGCUGGUGUAGCCAUUAAGCCGUUUCAAAUUAAAAAUCACAUGUGGAUCUUCGUUAACUGUCUCAUCAACAAUCCUACCUUUGACUCGCAAACCAAGGAGAAUAUGACUUUGCAGCCGAAAAGUUUUGGCUCUAAAUGUACACUAUCUGAUAAGUUUAUCACUUCGGUCACAAAAAUUGGUGUUGUGGAAGCAGUAUUAACUUGGGCGAAGUUUAAAGCUGACAGUCAGCUUGAAAAAUUAGGUCCUAAAUCAAAACAAAGAAAGCUUCACGGUAUACCCAAAUUAGAAGAUGCCAAUGAUGCAGGAACUGCAAAAUCACUGGAAUGCACACUCAUCUUGACUGAGGGAGACUCAGCCAAAACAAUGGCUGUAUCCGGUAUUGCUUCCAUAGGCAGAGAUAAAUAUGGCAUAUUUCCAUUGAGAGGUAAAAUGUUAAACGUACGGGAGGCUACCCAUAAACAGAUCUUAGAGAAUGCUGAAAUCAACAAUUUGAUAAAAAUCCUUGGUCUUCAAUAUAAGAAAAAAUAUAUAACUCGGGAAGAUAUGAAGACGUUGCGCUAUGGAAAGAUGAUGAUCAUGACUGAUCAAGAUCAGGACGGUUCACAUAUCAAAGGUCUGUUGAUCAAUUUUAUUCACCACAACUGGCCAUCGUUAUUGAAACUGAACUUCAUUGAAGAAUUUAUUACGCCUAUCGUGAAAGCCACUAAAGGCAGUCAAGUUUUAUCUUUCUUUUCUCUGCCGGAAUUCGAGAUGUGGAAGAAGGAAACGGAAAACUUUCACACAUAUAAGAUCAAAUACUACAAAGGUUUGGGUACUUCAACCGCCAAAGAAGCGAAGGAGUACUUCGAAAAUAUGGCCAGACACAGAAUACGCUUCCGAUAUGACGGCGAGCAAGACGAUCAAAAUAUCAUCAUGGCAUUCAGCAAGAAAUGCGUUGACCAGCGUAAAGACUGGUUGAUGAAUCACAUGAAUGAAACAAAGAGGCGAAAGGAGAUUGGCCUCAGUGAGCGUUAUCUCUACGAGAAGGACACACGCACUGUCUCUUUCUCGGACUUCGUUAAUGUCGAACUGGUGCUGUACAGCAAUUAUGAUAAUGUAAGAUCUAUUCCAAACAUGAUGGACGGCUUUAAGCCGGGCCAGAGAAAAGUAUUGUUUACUUGUUUGAAACGCAAUGACAAACGCGAAGUGAAAGUCGCGCAAUUGGCGGGAUCUGUCGCCGAACAUUCUGCUUAUCAUCACGGUGAGACGUCCCUGAUGGCGACCAUAGUUAAUCUCGCACAGAAUUUCGUGGGUAGCAACAACAUUAAUCUGCUACAGCCCAUCGGUCAAUUCGGUACAAGACUUUCUGGUGGAAAGGAUUCCGCCAGUCCGAGAUAUAUUUUCACGAUGCUCAGUCCUUUGGCAAGGUAUAUAUUCCAUAAACAUGAUGAUUUUCUGCUAAAACACGAAUACGACGAUAAUCAAAGGAUUGAACCUGUUUAUUAUAUACCUGUGAUUCCUAUGGUAUUAGUAAAUGGUGCUGAUGGCAUCGGUACCGGAUGGAUGACAAAAAUACCAAACUACAAUCCUCGAGAGAUAAUCGAGAAUUUACAAAGGAUGAUGGACGGCGCGGAUCCAAAACCAAUGAUACCGUAUUACAAAAAUUUCAAAGGUGUCGUAGAGAGCUGUGGGGAUUUUCGUUACGUUAUAAGUGGAGAGAUAUCAGUGAUCGGACCCGAUAAGGUAGAAAUCACUGAACUUCCUAUUGGCACGUGGACACAAGCUUACAAGGAAACUGUGCUAGAACCCAUGUUACAUGGAACUGAUAAAACGCCGGCUAUUAUUACGGAUUAUAAAGAGUAUAAUACAGAUACGGCAGUACAUUUUAUAGUAAUAAUGAAUCGCGACAAAUUAGUGGAGCUAGAAAGAGAUGGUCUUCAUAAAAUAUUUAAACUACAAACAACGAUGACCAUAACAUCGAUGUGUGCAUUUGACGAAAAUCAAUGCUUGAAUAAAUAUGACAGUGUAGUACAGAUAUUGAAAGGAUUUUAUAAAGUACGAUUGGAAACUUAUCACAAGAGGAAAGAUUAUCUGGAAGGAGCUUUGCAAGCGGAAGCGACAAAGCUGUCGAAUCAAGCACGUUUCAUCCUCGAGAAAUGCGAUAGCACUCUAGUGAUAGAGAACAAGAAAAAGAAGGACAUGAUAGCAGAAUUAGUCAGACGUAAUUAUGAGUCGGAUCCGGUGGUAGCUUGGAAACUAUCGCAGAAUAGGGAGCAAGUAUUGGAGGAUCAAGAAGAAGUUGCAGAAAACGAUGACGAGUCCACUCUAACCGCGAACACAAUGGAGAAGGAAAAUUUCGAUUACCUUCUCGGAAUGACGAUGUGGUCUCUGACGAGAGAAAAAAAGGAAGAUUUGUUGCGUCAACGAGACGAGAAGAUAGCAGAGUUGAAGAGAUUGCAAGUUCGCACGCCGAUUUCUUUAUGGAAAGAGGAUCUGGAUAAUUUGUUAACCGAAUUAAACAAGGUCGAAGACAAGGAGCAAAAGGAACAGAUAAAAUCGAAACAAGCCGUCAAAAAACCACCCUCGAAAUUCUACUCUAAGAUGGAAGACACUCGCCGGAUAGUUCCUAUUAUUGAUGUUGAACUGAAGAAAAAGAUUGAAAAAGCUGACAUCGUAUCGAAGGAUAAGAAAGAAGGCAUAAAAAAAUCAAGAGUAAAGAAAGAGCAAACUUCUAUGGAGGAGAAAGACGAGUUUGAUACGCUGGUCGAUUCUAAUACUAAAUCCCUCGAACAAAGACUUGGAAAUUCUCCUGAAAAGAUGGAAAAGAAAUCUGCAAAGAGAGGAUUAAAACAAACAACGUUACAAUUUAAGCCGGUCAAGAAAGGAGCCAAAAAGAAGGAUAAGGACUCAGACGGAAGCGAGGACAUUGAUUUUGGUAGUAUUUCGCCACUUCCGCAACCACGGUCGUCUCGUAGAGCCACAGCCAAGAAGAAUUAUAACUUUGACAGCGACGAUUCGAAUGAAAGUCAAGAAUUAUUCAAUCAGUCUUCCGAUUCGGAACAAACAUUCAAGAAGAAAGACUCCAUUAUAAUGCUGAGUGAUUCCGACGAUAAUAUUAAACCGAACAAGAAACUACAACCAGCACCGACUUCAGAAGAACUUUUUGAUUCGUUAGUCGGCAAUUCUCCUGAGAAGCAAUCUUCACCUGAGAAAAAACCUUUAGUAUCCUCAUCCGGAGAAGAUUCGCCUACAAAAUUUGCGCCACCUAAGAAGGCACGUCCCAAGAAAAAGACUGAGAACGGUGGUAACAAAGGAGUGAAGAGACAGUUGAAGAAGAAACCGAAAUCAUCCGAGGACUCUGACACAGAUGAGAUAUUUACCACUAAACAAAGAAAGAAGAAAAAGAAGGUAUCAGAAUCUGAUGAAGAAAGGGUAUCGGAUGAUUCGCCGCCCCGAACUGCCGGUAGAGCUCGAAAGCCAGUAUCUUACGCACUGAAGUCAGAUGACAGCGACGACUCCGAUUGAACAUCAUCGUGCACCCUGAAAAAUGCGAGUAGUUGACUGGAGUAGUUUAGAGUGUGAAUCGGAAACAAGACGAAACUCACAAAUCGUCAUGAAGAGACGUUGCACACAAGUUUAUUUGGAGAAUUUUCAGAGAUUUCGUCCCCGCUGAUUGUUGGUCGUGACAUUAGUAAUGAUUUUAUGUGAGGUGUUUCGAACAGGAUCUGCCAGAAUAUGGAAUAUGUUCUAAGAAUAAUUUUGAGAGCAGAAAUAAUUUGGAAUAAAAAUUUGUAUUUCUGCUUUUCUUGAGUAACAUCGAAGAUUUACUCGAGCAACACAAUUGCUCAACCUCUGGCACAUUCUUCCUGAAAUGCUCCAUACAAUGUUGUACAUAAUUUUGCUCUUUGAGUACGCAUAAAAGGUUGCGAAUGAAUGGAAUUUCGUGAAAUUAAAAUGCUGUAGACAGUGCUGCAGGACGUACCACCGAGUGUGCUCAGAAUACUCACGUAAAUUUCAUCAUAUGAUCGAAGUCUCCUUAGAAAAAAAUUUCUUUUAGUGCGGGUUGUAUAUUGUUAUAUUGUGAUAUCGAAUUUUCACGUGUUUGUGUUUUAGAUGUUUUAUUUUUCAAAAGCUCGAGGAGAAUACGUGGUACGCUUCUAUCUUGCAAAAAAAAAUGUCCAGCGCCGCCUCUAGGCUAGAUAGAUUAAUUAGUACCGCGCAAAACGAGGGAACGCUUCUCCAGCGCACAAUCAUUAUAUUAUUCUCCUCGUCGAAAUUUUGUUUGUAUAUGAUUCGAUAAAACUCAAAGAAAAAGAAAGAAUAGGAGAGAGAGAGAGAGAGAGAGAUAUAUGCCGAUUCCGGAAAAUAAACGUAGAAAAUGAAAUAAAAUAUGAAAUAUAUACAAUUUUUAAAUAUAUUUUUACAUAC